Nicotiana attenuata is the source of this 1885-nucleotide messenger RNA. Its product is annotated as protein LNK4-like. Lineage: Eukaryota; Viridiplantae; Streptophyta; Magnoliopsida; Solanales; Solanaceae. Gene Ontology annotation, biological process: regulation of DNA-templated transcription; circadian rhythm. The transcript is spliced from 6 exons. The record is from RefSeq and is a predicted model, not a curated record. The coding region runs from base 233 to 1279 and encodes 348 amino acids.
AAGGUCAGAUAAAUUUAUAGCCAUUGCAAUUUACAAUACCACUACCGCCUCUGUUUCCUAAAGUUGUUGAAUUGCUGCUAACAUUGCGAAUACAUACAGAAAAAUAUUUAUUACACUCAAAGCUAAACAGAAUUCUAUCUUUACUUCGGCCUUGCUUUCCUCCAUUUCUUGUGCUAUUUUGUGAAAGUUUUCUUCCUCCUUUUUUCUUGUAAUUUCCUAAGAGGUUGGUCUUAUGGAGUGGUUUUCUCGAGUUGAUGGUGGUGAUCUUGUUGUUCCUAAAGGCUCAGAAGAUGGUUGUCCACCAUCUCCUGACAGCUGGUCACAGUGGGACUCAACACCAUAUGGGAAUUUCAAGUCAGAAAUGAAAAGGAACAAUAUAAGGUCGAACGUUGGAUCUGAAGAUUGUAAUAAAGUGGCCAGGAGCGGUGUUGACAUGAGAAACUUUGGAGUUCAGGAGGAGGCUUUUGAUAAUUUGGAUAGCCAAGAUUCAUAUUGUGAUAUGGACCAAUGGUCCUCAUAUCCACCUGACCAGCUGGAAUUUCAUCUUGAUAACUUGGCCUCGAUAGAUCAGUUGGAUGAUGUCUUCUUAAGUUCCUUACUCGAAGAAUGUCCAACUGGAAUGGAUGCUUGUGAUGAGUCAUCUGAUUUAUCAACAAAUUCUCAGUGCAGCGUGCUGCUGGCUGAUAACCAAGUAGGAGAUGAAUAUUCAAAUCCAGAUCAUGUGACAAGCAACGCUUGUAGUGCCGAGAGUGCCAAAUAUUACACUGCACAUGCUUUUACUUCGCCAAUGGAUUGGGAGAGUCAUCAAGAAGUUAACAAUUCUUAUUUGCUGGAAAAGGCACCAACUGCAGAGGUUGCUGUGAAAUUGGAGCAUGAUAGAGGAGAUAGUAGAGUGAGUGACGAGGAAAUAUCCACGGAGCAAUCUGUCCUACAGCACCUUGAAAGUCUCACAUCUCAGUUGACUGAGGAAACCAGAAUCUGCUUCCGGGAUUCUCUAUACCGUCUUGCAGAUAAUUCAAAACAUGAUGAAUGUCAGAAUUGGAAUGUUCAGUCAGAUCAAAGUUCUAGGUGGUUAAACAAAGAAGAGGCAAUAGAACUGCAGACGAAUGUAAUUGACAGAACUGUUGCCAACCUAUUGUUCAGCAACAUAGAUUUUGGUGCUUCUGGAGGCUCAUCUUUGGACUUGACAGAAGUCACCGACACAAGACAGCAUUCGGGUGGGAUGUUAUGGCAUAUUUCAGGUUCCUCGGGUUGUGAUGUGCCUACUUUUAGCGGAUAGACGGUGCAUUCUUGACUCUGCUCAAACCUUUCUUGAAGUGGAACAAUGAAGUGGGUUGAUUGGCGAUACUCUGUAUCCUAGUGCUUAUGCUUCCCUCAAAGACAUUACAGCUCGGUCAUCUUAUGUUAUUUGGCCUGACCAGAUCCGGCUAAGUUUUGACAAAAAGCUUGUAUUGUAGGCAUGAGUAAAGACCAACUACGUCUACUUUUGCGUCUACUAGCUGAUCAGUAAUUUCUUUCAUAUGAUAGUGUUGGCAGAGGACUAUCAGCUCCAAGAGCUCAAGACUCAAGAACACUAUUUUGUGUAGGAAAAAAGGUAAAACAGUUGAAUCCUGGCAGUUCUUUGGACUUACCAGGAGUUAUGUAAGUGGCGAAACGCUUUAAAGGGGCCCCUAUUUUUUCUAAAGCUCCAGACAUCUUACUUAAGGAAGAAACUUUUCCUGUGUUCUUUUUGAAUGUUGGAAACUGCUAGUUUCUUCCAAUUUGCGUAGUUUCAGUUGUUUUAGUUCUUGGUAGGAGUUGUAAUAUAUAUGUUGACACUUCAUAUGAGUAAACAUGGGACUUGAGGCAAAUUUGAGUAUGGUAUGGACAUAUGGUUGAUCGUUAA